Fusarium verticillioides 7600 is the source of this 516-nucleotide messenger RNA. RefSeq lists its product as hypothetical. The transcript has a single exon. Bases 1 to 516 code for a protein of 171 amino acids. Lineage: Eukaryota; Fungi; Ascomycota; Sordariomycetes; Hypocreales; Nectriaceae. The record is from RefSeq and is a predicted model, not a curated record.
AUGACAGCCACUAUCAAGCAGGAUGCGCUGGAAGAAGGGUCAAGAUUCCGCCCAUACAAGAUCCAAAUGCCUGCAUUGAUCUACCAGGCACUUCACAGAGUGUAUGAUUCACUUCCCGCAGAAUACCGGCCAGCAAUGUCAGGACAAAAUUGGAUUCGCAGUCUCAGACUAGGCACAAACAUCGGCACACGGGUGAUCUUUGCCUUCUAUCACAACACAUGCGACAAAGGCGGUUUCCCCGAUGCCUUCCACGACGCAUGGUUCUACUCUCUGAUCCGACCCCUUCUCCGAGAUGCUGUUAGAGCAAUUCAGCAUGGGUAUCCGAUCAGCCCAGAACCUAUUGACGGAAGACUUUGGGUUGCUGCACGGCAGUACCCGAAAUGUGAUCUCGAUGAGUACGGAGCGGUCCUUACGGAUGCGCCAGGGGAGGAAUUUAUACCACUGCAGGAAUUUUGCAGCGAGGAUAUCGAGUCUGCUAUUGAAGAUGAUACAGAUGAUUCGUUGACUAGACUCUGA